AUGUUCCGGGUAUACAAUGCAAUCGGUCAAGCGUGGGAGGAUCGCGAUCUAAUGGAGAAGUUUUUGUUUGAUUUGUCGCCCUUUUUAGAGGAAGAACAUGGGAAGAGGUACUCGAUAAUACCCGUACUCCAGAAAGUGCAGGGGUAUUCGUAUAGGUCCUGUUGUAGAAGUCUGUUCCAAACUCUUGUAACGAGGGCACCCCAUUUGAGUUUAGUUCCUUUCUUCUAG
This is a messenger RNA of Danaus chrysippus (African queen), 228 nucleotides long. Lineage: Eukaryota; Metazoa; Arthropoda; Insecta; Lepidoptera; Nymphalidae. The record is from the annotation of a GenBank genome assembly.